AUGGAGAACUCGGCGGCGGCGGUGGGGGUGGAGAAGGAGGACGAGCUGGUGGGAGGCGGCGGCGGGGGCGACUGGGGGUACCUCACGUCGGAGGCGAUGGCGACGGCCGGGUUCCCGGCGUUCGGGUUCCCCUGCGGCGCCAGGGGCGGCGUCACGCCCGCGCCGACCUCGGCGUCGCUGCUCAUGUCCAUGGAGCACGCCGCGCUGUUCGACUACAACGCGGCCUUCCCGUCGUCGUCGUCCUCCGCCGCCGCCGCGCCCCCGGCCUACCACGACUUCGGCUCCGGCGGCAACCCCUUCAACGUCGACGCCCCGCCGUUCCUUCUUGAGCCCCCGCCGCCGCUGACGGCGGCGCCGGGAGGGCAGAAAGGGGGGUUCUUGGCGCCCCCGCUGUCGGCGUUCGGCGACGGCAUGGGGUGGGACGACGAGGACGAGCUGGAUCAGCAGAGCGUGGACGCCUCCUCCUUGGGGGUCUCGGCCUCGCUGGAGAAUGCCGUGGUCGGCGCGCCGGGGGGAGGUGGCGGUGGCGGCGGCGGCGGCAACGGCAAGGGCAAGAAGAAGGGGAUGCCGGCCAAGAACCUGAUGGCGGAGCGGCGGCGCAGGAAGAAGCUCAACGACCGCCUCUACAUGCUGCGCUCCGUGGUGCCCAAGAUCAGCAAGAUGGACAGGGCUUCAAUCCUUGGUGACGCAAUUGACUACCUGAAGGAGCUCCUGCAGAGGAUCAGUGAUCUCCACUCCGAGCUCGAGUCUGCUCCCAGCUCUGCUGCACUGGGUGGACCAUCGACAGCUAAUAGCUUCCUCCCGUCGACGCCCACCCUGCAGCCGUUCCCCGGCCGCAUCAAGGAGGAGCGGUGCCCGCCGGCCCCGUUCCCUAGCCCCAGCGGCCAGCAGGCGACGGUUGAGGUGAGGAUGAGGGAAGGGCAGGCGGUGAACAUCCACAUGUUCUGCGCGCGCAGGCCGGGCAUCCUGCUGUCCACCAUGAGGGCGCUGGACAGCCUCGGCCUCGACAUCGAGCAGGCCGUCAUCAGCUGCUUCGACGGCUUCGCCAUGGACGUCUUCCGCGCCGAGCAAUGCAGGGACGGCCCUGGGCUCCUGCCGGAGGAAAUUAAGGCCGUGCUCCUGCACUGCGCCGGUCUCCAGAACGCGAUGUAG
Messenger RNA from Triticum turgidum subsp. durum (durum wheat), 1152 nucleotides. Lineage: Eukaryota; Viridiplantae; Streptophyta; Magnoliopsida; Poales; Poaceae. The record is from the annotation of a GenBank genome assembly.